CUGGGAAAAGUUGUUUAUUGGUUGUAAAUGUUGUCCAUCCGUGUUGUAAAGUUCAAUCUAUUUCCAGACGGUAGGAAAAGUUUCUCAAAGUUAUUUCAGAGUAUCGAUUACUCUUUCUCCGACUAAGCCUUCAUUCUGCUUGCGUAGCCAGGCCACCGUCUUUCAUAAAGAUGCCCUACUUUCAUGUACAUAUCGGCACUAUGCAUGACGCUGUCAUUAUAUAUUCAUAUAUAUUCACUUUCACCGGAGGGAGCACAUCAGCCUAAAAGCCCAGAAGCGUGUGUGGCUUAGACCAACAAGUGUUGAGUCUGGGUAAAGAACGUCAGUUUGCACUUACACGUCUGGGAGGAGACAGGUUCCAGGUGUUUCCGUGUCGGAAGUGGGUGCUGCUGCUGAGAUUAUGACCAUGAUUACGCAACGACUUGUUGCAUUUACUAAAUUGAUAGGUUUAGCCUUCAUCGUAAUUUUGUGUGGUCACGUUGGUCCGUACGUGCAUGGUGCUGACCGUCAAGAGCUGAACUGCAAUCUGAGAUUAAACGAUCUGUGUCACUCUUUAAGACAAGCCGAUGCCUGUCACACCAUUCCGUACUGUAUUCAUUGCGUGUGGAAUACGGCACUAAUACCGAAGGAGGAUGUCGACAAGUGUCAAAUGUGCAAAGAUGAGAUUAUUGAGGGAAGCAGAAACCAGAUUGACAUUAUUCCCCUCUUUCAAUCAACUUGCAAACUCCACGGAAAUGAGGAAGACGUCCAAAGAUGUACCCAACUCGUGGAAAACUUUUCACUUCGUCUGAUUCACGAAAUCUCUACACAAAACAUCACCACGCACGAUGUCUGCUCCCUUCUGGCCCUUUGUCGGGCCCUGUUUGAAGUCAGCGUUACCAGUGUGGACGCUGCCAGCAUAGAAGAUUUGAAGCCCAUCGCCAGUGAAAAUACUGGCGGUGGCUCUCUUGGCGUGGAGAAAAGUGGGGGAGGACGCGGAGGUGGUGGAUUUGCACUGGGCGGCAGAGGUACCGUCGGUACAAAUAAAGGGUCGGGAAGGGGUUCGAUUUCAGGGGCAAAAGCGCGAGGUUCUGUAAAUCGGGUGGAAUACGGCUCGCAAUAUCAUGGCGGAGGGGGGUGGUAUGUUCCCAUCUUUAUUGCAAACAGUGGUGGGGGCAGAGGAAGACAUACUUGCAAUUUGCAAGAGGAAAGGGACGAGUAUGCUAAUUUUUAUGCACUCUUGCACUGCAGUUUUGUCGUCGUAUUUAUCAUAUUUUGUGUGUAUUUAUUGUCACGGAGGAGGAGGGAUAGCAAUAGGAAUGAGGAUAUUUAGAAGGUAAACAUGCUUUGAAGGAUUUGAACGACGGGAACAAAGUUGUAUUUACAAUGAGAAACUUUGACAAAACAAUAUACAUAAAGGAACGAAGGUACCUAAAAAUGGUGGUGGAACAAGUCAAUCUUUUAGACACAAAGGGAAGGAAUUGUACCUACUUUUUACUUGGCAGAUUAAUUGACCGAGUGGAUUUCCUAAGAAUUGGUGUUAUAAAUACGUAUUUACAUAUGUAUCUACCUCCCGUCCGAAAUGUUUAACUUAUGACAGCAAAAUUCAUUGCACACAUUAAUGUACAGUAUGUAACAAAUUUAAUGCUACGAUGACAUAAUUUUUAUAUCGACAUGGUCGCGUAAAUUUUAAAAUUUGAAACUUCGCAUA
Molecule: messenger RNA, 1690 nt
Organism: Folsomia candida
Lineage: Eukaryota; Metazoa; Arthropoda; Collembola; Entomobryomorpha; Isotomidae
Product: keratin, type II cytoskeletal 1-like
Exons: 5
Coding region: 401-1312 (303 amino acids)
Source: RefSeq, a predicted model, not a curated record